CUGAACUCCAACCCUGACUCUCUCUGUCAGCUUCUCAUUCCGUCUCAAUAUGCCUCAAGAUGGCGGCCAAUGCGGGAUCAAUGUUUCAAUAUUGGAAGCGCUUUGAUUUACAACUACUGCAGAGAGAACUAGACGCCACCGCCACACAGCUAGCCAACAGACAGGAUGAGAGCGAACAGUCCAGGAAGAAACUCAUCGACCAGAGCCGAGACUUCAAGAAGAACACGCCAGAGGAUGUCAGAAAGCAAGUGGCUCCUCUGCUAAAGAGCUUCCAGGGAGAGAUCGAUGCCUUGAGCAAAAGAAGUAAAGAAGCAGAAGGUUCCUUCUUGAAUGUCUACAAGACAUUAAUAGAUGUCCCAGACCCCGCCCCUGCGCUGGAGUUGGGUCAGCAGUUACAGCUGAAGCUCCAGCGGAUGCACGACAUCGAGACGGAGAACCUCAAACUCCGAGAGACUCUAGAGGACUACAACAAAGAGUUUACAGAGGUCAAGAACCAGGAGGUGACUAUUAAAGCGCUGAAGGAGAAGAUCCGGGACUAUGAGCAGUCCCUGAAGAACCAGGCUGAGAACCUGGUCCAGGAGAAACAAGUCCAACUCCACAAUGACUAUGCAGAGAAGGAGAGAAAGCUCCAGGAGAGCCAGGAGUCCAUGUCCUCUAAGCUGGUUGAGGCUGACCACAAGGCCCAGUCCCUACAGACAGCUCUUGAAACAACUCAGGCAGAGCUCUUUGAUCUGAAGACCAAGUAUGACGAGGACUGCACAGCAAAGGCCGAUGAGAUUGAAAUGGUGAUGACCGAUCUAGAGAGAGCCAAUCAGAGGGCGGAGGCAGCACAGAGGGAGGCGGAGACUCUGAGGGAGCAGCUGACCUCUUCUAACCAAUCCCUGCAGCUGACCACCCAGAUCCAGACCACCCCAGACAUGGAUCAGGCGGUGGAGGCGGUGUCCCGCUCCAGUCUGGAGGCAGAGCUGGGGGCCAAGGACAGGGAGAUGGUUCAGCUGGUGGAAGACGUUCAGAGACUGCAGGCCAGCCUGUCUAAACUCAGAGAGAGCUCCAGCACGCAGCUCACACAGCUGCAAAUACAGCUUAGCACCAAGACUGCCACCCUCAAGCAACUGGAGGAAAAGCUGCAGGAACAGGCUGACUAUGAGGAGGUGAAGAAAGAGCUGAGCAUCCUCAAGUCUAUGGAGUUUGGCCCAUCAGACAGCUCAGUGCAGGUCAUGUCUAAACCCCUAGAAGUGUUGUUGUUGGAGAAGAACCACAGUCUGCAGUCUGAGAGUUCCUCUCUGCGCAUCGCAAACACUGAGCUGAGCGGACGCUAUGCAGACCUGCAGCUGGAGUUCUCGUCUGCGGUCCGGACCAGCGCCGAGCAGAGAGCGCUCAUCCUCAAACUGGAACACGACCUGAGCAGCAUCCAGACCAUGUCCUCCAUGUUACGCCCUGAUGCAGACGGGGCUGACCUGACUAGCAUGAUUGACACCAUCCCUGAGCCAAUCAAAGAGGCCACUGCCAUGUUCGCAGGCCUAGGCAUGGCCCCCCAGGGGGAGCUGCCUCAAGGCCAGAUGGACUCUCUCCUCUCCAUAAUCUCCAGCCAGAGAGAGAGGUUCCGCUCACGCAACCAGGAGCUGGAGGCUGAGAGUCGUUCCGUGCAGGUGACCAUGCAGGCCUUGCAGAGUGAGCUGGACAGCCUGCGUGCCGACAACAUCAAACUCUACGAGAAGAUCAAGUUCCUCCAGAGCUACCCUGGCAGGGCUGGAGGCAGUGAUGACACAGUUACAGUGCGUUACUCCUCCCAGUAUGAGGAGAGACUGGACCCCUUCGCCUCCUUCAGCAAGAGGGAACGGCACCAUAGAUACCUGAGCCUCAGCCCCUGGGACAAGGUUACCCUCAGCCUGGGUCGUGGUAUUCUCUCCAACAAGAUGGCCAGAACCGUUACAUUCUUCUACACCCUCUUCCUGCAUUGCCUGGUCUUCCUGGUGCUGUAUAAGACUGCCUGGAGUGAGAGCAUCGGUCGAGACUGCUCUGCCUUCUGUGCUAAGAAGUACUCGGAUCACCUGCAUCGUUUUCAUGAGAACGGGGACAACCUGUGAGGCUUUCAAGACAACUGGGGGUCAAUUCAUGACGUCAGUGAUCUUCAGGUCAGAAAGUCGGAGUUCUAGAAAGAUGCCAGAGUUUCCGACUUGGAAUUCCGAGUUGGGUGAUCGUUCAACACUAUUUUCCAAGUCUGAGUUUUUUGCAGAGUUGGUUUGACAGAAAGAACAGCUUUAUUUUCUGCAGUAGCUGCUUUUAACCACUAGGGGGUAGGCUUGCUCUCUUCUUCGGGAGGGGAACUAAGUGGAUGUGGUUUAUGUGCAAACCCGUAAUAUUUAAUCUUUUUGAAUCCUUUCAUUAACCGUAAACUUAAACGAGACCAAUGUGAUUUUGGCUAGUCGAGCUGUCAAUGGGAUGCUGGUCAGAAAAGUCUCCUUUAGGUCUUGCUAUAUUCUGUUCUAGCCUGUAAUCUCCUAUACUGAUAUUAACUGUAAUCUCCUAUACUGAUAUUAACUGUAAUCUCCUAUGCUGAUAUUAACUGUAAUCUCCUAUACUGAUAUUAACUGUAAUCUCCUAUACUGAUAUUAACUGUAAUCUCCUAUGCUGAUAUUAACUGUAAUCUCCUAUGCUGAUAUUAACUGUAAUCUCCUAUGCUGAUAUUAACUGUAAUCUCCUAUGCUGAUAUUAACUGUAAUCUCCUAUACUGAUAUUAACUGUAAUCUCCUAUGCUGAUAUUAACUGUAAUCUCCUAUGCUGAUAUUAACUGUAAUCUCCUAUGCUGAUAUUAACUGUAAUCUCCUAUGCUGAUAUUAACUGUAAUCUCCUAUGCUGAUAUUAACUGUAAUCUCCUAUGCUGAUAUUAACUGUAAUCUCCUAUGCUGAUAUUAACUGUAAUCUCCUAUACUGAUAUUAACUGUAAUCUCCUAUACUGAUAUUAACUGUAAUCUCCUAUACUGAUAUUAACUGUAAUCUCCUAUACUGAUAUUAACUGUAAUCUCCUAUACUGAUAUUAACUGUAAUCUCCUAUACUGAUAUUAACUGUAAUCUCCUAUACUGAUAUUAACUGUAAUCUCCUAUACUGAUAUUAACUGUAAUCUCCUAUACUGAUAUUAACUGUAAUCUCCUAUGCUGAUAUUAACUGUAAUCUCCUAUGCUGAUAUUAACUGUAAUCUCCUAUACUGAUAUUAACUGUAAUCUCCUAUGCUGAUAUUAACUGUAAUCUCCUAUGCUGAUAUUAACUGUAAUCUCCUAUGCUGAUAUUAACUGUAAUCUCCUAUGCUGAUAUUAACUGUAAUCUCCUAUGCUGAUAUUAACUGUAGUCUCCUAUACUGAUAUUAACUGUAAUCUCCUAUACUGAUAUUAACUGUAAUCUCCUAUACUGAUAUUAACUGUAAUCUCCUAUGCUGAUAUUAACUGUAAUCUCCUAUGCUGAUAUUAACUGUAGUCUCCUAUGCUGAUAUUAACUGUAAUCUCCUAUACUGAUAUUAACUGUAAUCUCCUAUGCUGAUAUUAACUGUAGUCUUCUGUACUGAUAUUAAUUUUGAUGAAUGAAGUACUGAUUGACAA
Messenger RNA from Salmo salar (Atlantic salmon), 3594 nucleotides. Lineage: Eukaryota; Metazoa; Chordata; Actinopteri; Salmoniformes; Salmonidae. The record is from RefSeq and is a predicted model, not a curated record.